AUGGGUCUCCCAAGAGCCAUGCUGACCUUCAUUCUCUGUGGGUUGCUAACUCAGGUGACCAAAGCUGGCUGGGAAGUCAAAAAAUGCUGGAAGAAAAAUAUAGGACACUGCAGACAACGAUGUUUAAAUACAGAAAGGUACAUUCGUCUUUGUCGGAACAAGCUAUCCUGCUGCAUUUCUUUAUUUACAACAGAAGAGUACACCCGAAGGCCAAUACCUCCCUUGUUCCAGAUAGAGGAUAUAACACUUACUUCUGACAACUCAGAGACUUUUUCUGGUUCCCCAGUAUCUAAGUUGAAUGAUAUGGUAACAUUUGUUAGACAUACGUCUACUGAAGAGGUUACUUCGGAAGCUACUUCCCCAUUCGGGGAACCUUCUCGGUUGCCUAUGGUUACAGUUGAUUAA
Molecule: messenger RNA, 405 nt
Organism: Tupaia belangeri chinensis (Chinese tree shrew)
Lineage: Eukaryota; Metazoa; Chordata; Mammalia; Scandentia; Tupaiidae
Gene: DEFB125
Product: defensin beta 125
Exons: 2
Coding region: 1-405 (134 amino acids)
Biological process (GO): innate immune response
Cellular component (GO): extracellular region
Source: RefSeq, a predicted model, not a curated record